Molecule: messenger RNA, 1403 nt
Organism: Drosophila miranda
Lineage: Eukaryota; Metazoa; Arthropoda; Insecta; Diptera; Drosophilidae
Gene: Mlc-c
Product: myosin-2 essential light chain
Exons: 3
Coding region: 91-534 (147 amino acids)
Cellular component (GO): myosin II complex
Molecular function (GO): calcium ion binding; myosin heavy chain binding
Source: RefSeq, a predicted model, not a curated record
AGCGAACAUAGUCGCAUCAAAUUUUUGCGUUCGCACUCUUAGCCCGUGUUUUGUGUUGUUUUUCCCCAUCCAGCCUACCAACAAAUCGAUAUGACAGCUUACACCGAGGAUCAGUUGGCUGAGUUCCAGGAGGCCUUCAAUCUGUUUGACAAUCGCGGCGAUGGAAAAAUUCAGCUGGCCCAAGUGGGCGAAUGCCUGCGAGCCCUCGGCCAGAAUCCCACCGAGUCGGACGUGAAGAAGUGCACGCACCAGCUGAAGCCAGACGAGCGCAUCUCGUUCGAAGUGUUUCUGCCCAUCUACCAGGCCAUAUCGAAGGCCCGCUCCGGGGACACGGCCGAUGACUUCAUCGAGGGACUGCGUCACUUUGACAAGGACGCCAGUGGCUACAUCUCGUCCGCCGAGCUGCGGCAUCUUCUGACCACGCUGGGCGAGAAGCUCACCGACGAGGAGGUGGAACAGUUGCUGGCCAACAUGGAGGACCAGCAGGGCAACAUCAACUACGAGGAGUUUGUCCGCAUGGUCAUGAGCGGCUAGGGCUUGGCAGGGUCCCAUCCCCAAAAACCUCGACGAGAACAAGCAGCAUCCACACAAAACAAAAAAAAAAAACAGUAGCAACAAUAACACUAUACACCUGCCAAUCUGUCGGCUAUCACAGCCGAUAGCCGACAUGUAGUUCAUUCCGCCAGAAUAUUAAACUCCGAAAUUCCAAUUUUCGUAUUCCUAUGCCCCAUGUCCUUUGUCCAUCAAAGGACUAUCAUAAUUAAUAUUCCAACGAAAGACAAAACAACUGAACACAACGACCAACGAUGGAACCAGAGCGAGAGAGAGAGAGUUGGAGCAGCAGGCAGGAGACCAGGGCAGCUCUACCGCCCCGCCCCGCCCCGUCCCGCCCCAAACAGAACUAACCAUCGACGUAGCAGAGCAACACACAGACACACUACUAAACUCUUGAAUAACGAUUAAUCAAUCCAGUAGACAUCAUAAUGGCCGCAGGAAUAACUUGUGCGUAUUAUUCUGAAGAAAUAAGAGAAAUUUGAACAGUAAUUAAACCCGAUAUUCCGGCGUUUCUUUUUUACCGCAUACUCUAAUCUUAAAAAACAUGUUAUACAAUAUAUACUACUAAAUAUUUAGGACUGGAAUCAGGAAUGGAAUACAUACCUAUGUCCACUGCAGCAAGAGUAUCAUGAAAAGUAUUUAUAAACUAAACUGAAUCGGAUGGUUAGCGUAUGAUGUUUGUUUGAAUUUAAAUGCGCAUUUCAAACUUUUACAUGUUUUUUUUAAUAAUUUAAUAUUUGUAUUUAAUAAAAAAAAGAAAAACAAACAAAGAGCGAGUGAGCGUAGGUUAUUUUUACAAGAGAAAAAGAAAACGUACUUAAAACUAAAUUAAACCAAUUGAAACCGUA